UUUUUAUUUAUGACAAAACAUUGUGUUAACCUUCCACAAAUUAAGAAUAAUAAAGAUGAUAAUAUAGAGAGAAAAUCAAAUCGGGAAGUUAUGAAUCUACUAGAAGAGAAAUACAGAGAGAGAAGACAAGACACUCGCAUGAAAUUACCCAGUAACGACACGUACAACAAUAGCAAUAGCACAAAAUCAAACUUGAGUGUACAAAACGAUGAAUACGUUGUGAUCAAGUCAAGGAGCUUACCGCCAGAAACAGAAAUUGAAAGUUCGAAUCGGAAAAAAAUAUUUCAAGCCAGAAUUUUAAGUGCAAGAAUUCCAAGAUGCAAUUAUGAGGACUAUGAUGAUGAGUUUUAUGCACUAGCAUCAGAAAACACAACUCAUGCUGAAAAAUCCGAUCAAACUUCAACCCCCACCAUACGUUUUUCAAGUUAUGAAGAUUAUCUUAAAAACCAGGAAAAGGAAAAACAAAAUGUCAAACUACAAAAAGGCGCUGAGAUCAUAAAAUCAAGUUAUGAAGAUAACAAUAGUACAAAUAAACUUUUAAUCACAACAGAAAAUAAAAUCAACAAAACUGAAGAACAAGAACUUAAUCUUGAAAACCUACAUAGUCACAAGAAAGAAACACAGCAAUGUUCCGCAUGUAAACAUAUUACAAUUCUGCAAGAUCGUGUUUUAACCUUAGAGGAUCGUAUUGUCAAACUUGAAAAACAAGUUAGGCUGCUGACACAUGAAAGCAGUGAAGAAGAUGACGACAGCGAUGAUGAUGAUAAUGAUGAGAUUGAUGAUCUUCAGACAAACGAUUUAAAACAAAUUAUGGAUCUAACUAAUUCAACUGGACUAUGGAAUUCGACCACUCUUCAAAAUUUACUCAGAGAUAUCGAAAAUUGUUUGAUCACGGAUCGAAAAGCAAAAGCAAAUUUCAUCUUACGCAUUGUAAAAGGAACAAUGUCGUCAAAACUGUUGAAUCCCAUGCACAUUAUGAAUAUGGUUGAUGAUUGCAUUAAGAAUACUAGUCCCAUCCAUGCACUGGUUUUACUCUUAUGUGCAUCCAAUUUGUAUAGAAUAAGGCCAAAUCGCGAUGACGGUGUAUGCGGAAUUGGUGAUUGCUCAUAUAAAGCGCAGGUUGCAAUUUCACAAUUGAUUAAACAAGGAGGCAAACGAAAAGCGAUUUCGGGAGCUUUUGGACUUCAAGUUUUCCGUGAUAUUUUAUCCGAUUUACGUAGUUCAGCUGCUGGGCAUUCGAGAGUGAAGGCCAUACAGGAGGCGCGCUGCCUGAACAAUAUGGGUAUGAGUUAUGGUGCAAUUGGUUAUAUUCCAAAAGAGAUCAAAUUGUAUGAAGAAGGUAUUCAUUUAUUGAAUACAACAUUCGGUGUAGAUGCAAUACGAUAUCGCAUUUUGGGCGAUUUGAGAAAUAACUUGGGUGUUGCCCUGGCAGAGCUUGGCAAAUAUUCUGAGGCAAAAAAGUUUUUUGUUGGAGCGUGUGGUGCGUUUGAAAAAGCGGAAGAUUUAUAUGAAGAUGGAAAAGAAUUGUUAAUGAAUAGAGCAGAUAGUAACUUACAGCAAGUGCAAAAUAAACUGCAGAGCUUGCCUGUAUGUAAUGGUGACAAAGAUCGCUUACAUCAAGUGACAAAUACAAAUUUAUAUACCUCGUGUGACGACAUCAGAAAAUCACCGUUAUUUUCAUCGUCGGUGUAGGAUGAAACAAGAUGUACUAUGUACAGUACUGAUGAAUUGUAAAACGCCUAUUAUCUAUCAGAAUUGGCUAAUAUAUAUAUUUAUAUAUUUAGUUCGCAACCCUUAUUGCGAGCACCUCCAUGCUUCAUCGCCCUGUAUUGAUUUGCGUGAUUGCUUAUAUUGACUGUAAAAUUGCACAUAAAUAAUAUAAUAUCGACUUAUAUUAUGAAAAACAGAGCGAUGUGAUAUAAAACGAUGGGACUGAAACACGAACUAAAAAUUAAAUAUCUUAAUGGGUUAUUGCAAUCUGAAGCUUCUCAUUUUUAAUAAUCGUAAAUAUUUCGCAGUUUAGUAUUUACACCCAACAAAAUAAAGUUACUAUUUUAAACAAAAUGAUUCAAAUCAAAUUUUUGUUUUAUAUAAUAUAUUAUUCUUUUCACUCCAAUGUUUCUGUAAUAAUAGAAGAAUGAACCCACCAAACACAAUACGUUAUGUUAAAACCGAUGCUUUAUGCCUCAAGCAAGCAGCAUUAACAGUAUCGGUAUACUAAAUUUCAUAUGGGAUUCAAGAUAAGAAUCCCAUAAACAAAUAAGUUUUAGUAUAAUAUGUAUAAAAUAUAUAAAGUGAAUACGGAUAAAAGCUCACAAAUAGUGAUAACAAAUUUAACAAUAAUGUUUGAAUUAGAUUUCUUGUAAUGCUAAUGGAAGCUUGAAAAUGGAACUGACGUUGUUCAGGAGUCGGUUCGUGUCGUUUUAAUACCUAAGAAUUCUGCAACUGAGUAUUAUGUUAAAAUUUAUUCUAAAUCUUUAAACAAUUGUGUUGUUUAAACAUUUGAGUCAAGUUCAUUACUGUAAAUAUAUGUAUUCUUGAAAUUUGUCUACCACUUUUUGAUUUCAGCUUCUUUUGGAAAAGUGAAACUGUUUACAACAGAAAUGAUGAGUUGAUAAGAACAUACGAUAUGCAUAAAUCAUAGAAGGCUAUGCAUCAUCGACUGCUUAGUCUCAAUUCCUGGCUUUCAUCACAAUUAGUAGUGCACGUACAGGCAGUUUAGAUCCAGUCUAAAGUAUUUGCAUAACUGCUACUCAAUCAACAAUUUGCAACUUUGUAUCAUUUUUUCAUUUUGAGUGUUACCAAAAAUUCUACGAAUAUUCGGAUAUUGAGACUGUUUUAAAUUUUUUAAUAAUUUUUAUAUUCCAAGAGCAUUCAACCACUGAGUGCGGAGACACAAGAAGAUUAGAGCCUGAAAGAAUUUCCUAUCGAGGGCAUAGUAAAUGCA
This is a messenger RNA of Styela clava, 2947 nucleotides long. RefSeq lists its product as uncharacterized. NCBI's taxonomy places the organism in Eukaryota, Metazoa, Chordata, Ascidiacea, Stolidobranchia, Styelidae. Gene Ontology annotation, molecular function: protein binding. The record is from RefSeq and is a predicted model, not a curated record.